AUGAUAACUUGCAUCGGCACGGCCUCAGAGAUCAAACUCUUGGCUCACAGCUGCGGUGGCGAAUUACGUCCUAGGCGGCGUUUAGGGUUGGGCGAGCGGGCGGGCAUCCGCAAUGUCUUUGAAGAUCAUCCCAGCGGCAUUUAUUACUGGAAGCCGAGGGAAUCGACGGGACUGGUGGCUGUGGUGGUGAUGGUGACGGAGGAGGGAUACAUCACUCAAAGUGCGCCUAAGGGUGACGAGGAAGGCGUGCAGCUUCGGGGAAUAGUCCGCAAGCUUUUCGAUACUAAACUUCACUGGAAGUACGGGCAGGGACAUAAGAAGGCCGACCCCGACCAUGGUUUCAGCACCUCCUUCUCCAAGACUGGCCAGCGCAAGUACGUUCCCGGAGCCAUCUACUGCGACCUUGAGCCCAACAUCGUCAACAAGGCCCGCACCGGGCUCUUCCAUCCAGAGCACAUGAUCACCAUCACUGGAAAGGGCCAAGCUUCCAACAACUACUCUGGUAACCACCAUGCAGUCGACAAGGAGCUUAUCGACCAGAUCUUCAACAAGCUUCGUCGCGUCGGCGACGCGACGCGGAGACGGGAAAACGACACCGUAGCACAGACCGAACAGCAGCUUGUAGACCGCCUGGAGGCAUAUUCACGAUAA
Messenger RNA from Colletotrichum truncatum, 651 nucleotides. The record is from RefSeq and is a predicted model, not a curated record. Lineage: Eukaryota; Fungi; Ascomycota; Sordariomycetes; Glomerellales; Glomerellaceae.